AGCCGGGGGGAGGGCGCCGGCCGGAGGAGGGGCGGACCCGCCUGCUCCGCCCGCCCGCCCGCGCCGCGCCGCGCCGAGCCGAGCCGAGCCGAGCCGAGCGGGCUGGGCGCGACCCCGGCCAGCCGCGGCGCACAGAGCGGUCGGAGGCGCGGGCCAUGCUGCGGUUGGCUCCCGCCGGGGCCCGGACCAUCUUGGACAUGUCGUACGCCCGCCACUUCCUGGACUUCCAGGGCUCCGCCAUCCCCCGGGCCAUGCAGAAGCUGGUGGUGACAAGGCUGAGCCCCAACUUCCGCGAGGCCGUCACCCUGCGCCGGGACUGCCCGGUGCCGCUCCCCGGGGACGGAGACCUCCUCGUCCGGAACCGAUUUGUGGGUGUUAACGCAUCUGACAUCAACUAUUCAGCUGGCCGCUAUAACCCUUCAGUUAAAACCCCCUUUGACAUAGGCUUCGAAGGUAUCGGUGAGGUGGUAGCCUUAGGCCUCUCUGCUAGUGCCAGAUACACAGUCGGCCAAGCUGUGGCUUACAUGGCACCUGGUUCUUUUGCUGAGUACACAGUUGUGCCUGCCAACAUUGCAACUCCAGUGCCUUCCGUGAAACCCGAGUAUCUCACCCUGCUGGUAAGUGGCACCACCGCUUACAUCAGCCUGAAGGAGUUGGGAGAACUGGCUGAAGGGAAAAAAGUUUUGGUGACAGCGGCAGCUGGAGGAACAGGCCAGUUUGCUGUGCAGCUUGCAAAGAGGGCCAAGUGCCAUGUCAUUGGAACCUGCUCUUCUGAUGAAAAGUCUGCUUUUCUGAAAUCUGUUGGCUGUGAUCGUCCUAUCAACUAUAAGACUGAGACUGUUGGUACUGUCCUUAAGCAGGAGUUUCCCGAAGGGGUCGAUGUGGUCUAUGAAUCUGUUGGGGGAGCCAUGUUUGACUUGGCUGUAGAUGCCUUGGCUACCAAAGGGCGCUUGAUAGUCAUUGGGUUUGUCUCUGGCUACCAAACUCCUACUGGCCUUUCACCUGUGAAAGCAGGAACAUUGCCAGCCAAACUGCUGAAGAAAUCUGCCAGCGUCCAGGGCUUCUUCCUGAACCAUUACCUCUCUGAGUACCAAGCAGCCAUGGACCACUUGCUCAAGAUGUGUGCAAGUGGACACCUGGUUUGUGAGGUGGACCUUGGAGAUCUGUCUCCAGAGGGCAGGUUCACUGGCCUGGAGUCUGUAUUCCGUGCUGUCGAUUAUAUGUACAUGGGAAAAAACACUGGAAAAAUUGUAGUUGAACUACCUCACUCUGUCAACAGUAAGCUGUAAAAACAGAACAAUGACGUAAAUCAAAGGAGAAGAAAAUGGGUACUCUAUGCCUUAGAAUUACUCAAAUCAAUUUAUUUUUAGUUGGUAAUGGAUGUAAUAUUUCUUAAAACAAAAGUGAGGUGUUAAUGAAUAGGUUUCUCUCUCUCUCUCUCUCUCUCUCUCUCUCUCUCUCUCUCUCUCUCUCUCUCUCUCUCUGCUCCUACCUUGGGGGGAAAAAUGUGCUAAUAAAACUUCCUUCACUGGCUAAGAGGUAAAACGUUUACAUUUGAUUCUUUAGCCAUGGACAGUCUCAUUCCAGAUUUUAUUGUUCCAGGGAACUUAAUUAAUUCCUGAUGCAAGAUCUGAUCGAAUCAGUAUGUCUUCAGCUUGAUGAGACUUUAAAAUCAGUCUUGAAAAUAGUUCACAAAUUCUUCUUUGCUUUGGGAGAAUUUGGUCUCAUGCUAAUAAGUAGUUCACAAGUGAGAGAUGUAGCAAAUGUCAGUCCUAAAUUUUCAGAGUCCACAUCCUCAGGAAAUGGCCCUUUUUUCCUAUAAAUCACUUACCAACUAAAUAGAAAUUUAGGGAAGUACUCCUCCAAAUUUGAUUUUGUUACGUCAUUAGAAAAAUGAUUCAGUGAAUACAAAUGAAUUGUAAAUAAGUAUCUAUUAUUUAGUGGCUUUUAUCUACAGUCAUCCUAGUGAGACACACAUGAAAUGGAAAAUUUUUCUCUUCUCUUAAGCAAAUUAGUGUUGAAAACAUAUGACAAGAAAGUAAAUAUUGGAACGAGGAACUGUAAAAAUUAGGGAACUUUAAAAAAUUAAUAUAUGCACAGGAAAGGGAAAAGAGUGUGCUACAUUCAAGCGAGGGCACACAUGACAUGACCUGGGAGGGCACUCUCUGGCACACCACAAGGGAUUAACAACGGCAUACUUCAUGUGCCUGAAGUAGCACCGUGCACAGUAGGGACCUAAGUGACCUGAAAUAAUAAUACAUUUGCUUCUCGUUAAAGGCUUUUGGACAUAGGAGGUGUGUUUUAUCUAGUCGUGGAAACACAGAACAGCAGCUCUUGAUCCCACAUUCUCAUUUCACUUCACGUGUUCUGGGGGAGUGAGAUGCUUCUCGUUAGUCUCAUCCGAUGUGACACACUUUUACUGACCAUACAGGAAAAGUAGGGAGACAGACAGUGCCUUCUCUUCUGAAUCAUGCCUACAGCUGAUCCACUUGCCUCUUAACCUUCAGGGCCCCAAAGAUUUCUGCAGCUCUCACCGUUAAGCUGAAAUCCCACAUGCCUUUCUAAUUGAAAGUGAAGUCCACCAGAUUAUUUUUCAAAGUCGUGGGUUUCAGUUAUGUACCACGCUUAAUAAAUAUAAACGCAAUUAAAGAUGCUCCGGGAAAGUUGGGGACUAUAUUUAAUUUUUCUUUCCUUCCAUCUAAGGAGCAAGAAAAGCCUACUGCUGAGUAGCUGUUAGUAUCUAUUUUACAAGAUUUACUUAUUUUCAGGUACCUAAUGUAGCUGCUAGCAUGCAUGCACAACAAUACAAUUUAUAUGGUAAAUGGAACCAAAUAAUGGCUUCACUGAAUGUUAUGGCUGCACUGAAGGGAAAUGUCACGGUAAAUAGCUGCCAAAUUAUGGAUCAUGCCGAAGUGUCACAACUGCACUAAAGACAAAUAGCACUAGAGGCUAUUGCCACAGUGACGCUUUUGAGUUAUGAAGAAGGGUAGCAGCCUGAUGCGAGGCUCUUUGUGUCCUCAUUAUAGCAAAGGGUUACUGGUGCAGGGGACAAGAAGAGCUUGUCCAAUGUGGUGCUUAGUUAUUAAUCUGUCCCUUUCAGACCUAACAGCUGUAGCAAAAAGGAAAGAGACUUUGCCCUGCUUUUACAUAC
Cynocephalus volans (Philippine flying lemur) is the source of this 3151-nucleotide messenger RNA. RefSeq names its product prostaglandin reductase 3 (gene PTGR3). Gene Ontology annotation, molecular function: zinc ion binding. Gene Ontology annotation, cellular component: mitochondrion. The coding region runs from base 156 to 1289 and encodes 377 amino acids. The transcript has 2 exons. NCBI's taxonomy places the organism in Eukaryota, Metazoa, Chordata, Mammalia, Dermoptera, Cynocephalidae. The record is from RefSeq and is a predicted model, not a curated record.